This is a messenger RNA of Doryrhamphus excisus (bluestripe pipefish), 1138 nucleotides long. The record is from RefSeq and is a predicted model, not a curated record. NCBI's taxonomy places the organism in Eukaryota, Metazoa, Chordata, Actinopteri, Syngnathiformes, Syngnathidae.
GCCAAUGGCAGGACGUCUUUCUCUCGCACACAAACUAUCCUUUCAAAAUAAGAGCCUCAGUGGACGUUCUCCAACCAGUUUACACAGAUCGAACAGGACUCUGGCUCUUACUUUGACACGCCUUCGUUGUGCGUCGCAGUCUGCGGACGCCUGCAGCCUCACAGCCAUGGCGGCCCCGAGCAGGAAGCAGGUGUUGAGGCUCCUGGGCCAAUUGGGGGCGUUCAUCUUGACCCGCUUUGGGUUUUGGAACUGCUUCUGUAUGCUGAUGCUGUUCGCGGAACGCGCCGGCUCCAAAAGGAAGCCGGACAUCCCCAUCCCCUACCUGUACGUGGACAUGGCGGUGGCGGUGCUGUGCGCCAGCUUCAUGUCAUUCGGCGUGAAGAGGAGGUGGUUUGCGAUGGCCGCCGCCGUCGAGGUGGUCGUCAGCACGUAUGCGUCCUUCGUGGGCGAGCAGGUGCACUACGGCGAGUGGCUGAAGGUGCGCAUGUAUUCCAAAGCACUCGCCAUCACUGGGAGCUUCCUGGUUUUGGCCAGCGGAGCGGGCGAGGUGUACCGGCAGAAGGCACGCAACAGGUCCCUGCAGUCCACAGGACAGAUCUUCCUGGGGAUCUACCUCAUCUGCAUGGUGUACUCGCUGCAACACAGCAAGGAGGACAGGCAGGUCUACCUGAACCACAUCUUCGGGGGCGAGGUGGCGCUGAUGCUGCUGGAGGCCAUGUUCGGCGCUCUGGCGCUGGCCUUCCUGUCGGGCUGGUACGUGAGGCCGGCGGCGCAGGUCCUGGCCACCGCCCUGCCGCUCAUCAUCCUGCUCACGGACGGCAACCUGGGCUACUGGCACCACACGCGCAAAGUGGAGUUCUGGAACCAGCUGAAGCUCAUCGGCCACAACGUGGGCGUCUUCGGCGCCGUGCUGAUCCUGGCCACAGACGGCUGACGCGGCGGAGACAUGACGGCAGGGCAACGCCCAUCUACACAUCGGCUUCAGGCGCCAAGUAAUCUUGAGAAAGGAAACGAUCGCCUGUUUGGCAUCGCAACACGACGCUUGGAUGCUUUUCGAAUGGCGUUGACACGCUUUUGAUGUAAAUAUCUCCUUUUCUACCUUAUUUUAUGGCAUUAAAUUGCAUUUCCAUUGACUGAA